Daphnia magna is the source of this 653-nucleotide messenger RNA. RefSeq lists its product as uncharacterized. NCBI's taxonomy places the organism in Eukaryota, Metazoa, Arthropoda, Branchiopoda, Diplostraca, Daphniidae. The coding region runs from base 1 to 531 and encodes 176 amino acids. The transcript has 4 exons. The record is from RefSeq and is a predicted model, not a curated record.
AUGUUUGUUAUCGCAACGCUCCACAGGUCGUCACUUUUCAUUCUCUUCCUUGCGUCUGCUCUUCGGUCACGUGAAAUUAUUGUAACCAUGGCGUUUCUUCUCAAAAUGGUCUCGGUAUCUACGAUGGUCGUUGGAUUCUUGGCCAUCUUCUUUCAGACUUGCGAGCUAAUCGUUUUUCGAUCAGCAAAUAACGGUUUCAAAGAACCUGAUGUCGUUUCUGCCGGUAUCUGGGGCGGUUUCUUCCUCGUCCUUUUCAGUCUCUUGCUUCUGAAUAAUCGACUACGGGAUACUUUGGCCAUCCAGGGUUUGGCAGUUUACGGUAUCCUAGUUGGAAUCACCAUUAUUGGAUUGUAUUCGUGGAGCGUCAGUAGAUAUCAAUCGGCCAUUCCCAAUUGUGGCAACAUCAACAUUUCCAACGUGACACUAUGUGGACGGGUUGCCCUCGAUUCGUUGCUCAUCUUUUGCGGCAUCUUAGCCGUGGGGCUCAACGCUGCCACCACCAUUCUGGCGUCAACCUUUACGUUAGACUGAAUUCAACAAUUAAAAAUAACGAAACAAUGGACCGAACAAAAUGCGCGGAUUCCAGUGCAGCCACAAUUAAUUUUGACGAAUAACUUCCCUGCGACAAAUAAAUAUCUUUAUUCGCUACAUCA